GGUUCCAGAUGAGGUUAAUAAUGAAAACUGGCCUCCGCGUCUCUAUUGCUGCUGAAUAACACAAGAUGACUCUCCUGAGCUGUUGUUUUUGGCUGAAUUCUUUCUUUGACUUUCACUGAUGCACUUUGGGGAGAGUGGAUGUGAUUAGUCAUGUAUGUUCUUACUGAAGUACAGGAUGAGAUAUCCAGACUGAGGUGCAUUGGGCACAAGAUUGGAACUGAGACACUAUGGAGCAGUACACAGCAAACAGCAACAGUUCCACAGAACAGAUCGUUGUGCAAGCUGGACAGAUUCAGCAGCAGCAGCAGGGUGGUGUCACUGCUGUCCAGUUGCAGACAGAGGCCCAGGUGGCAACCGCCUCAGGCCAGCAAGUCCAGACCCUCCAGGUAGUCCAGGGUCAGCCAUUAAUGGUACAAGUAAGCGGAGGUCAGCUGAUCACAUCUACUGGCCAGCCAAUCAUGGUGCAAGCUGUGCCUGGGGGUCAGGGUCAGACCAUCAUGCAAGUCCCAGUUUCUGGAUCGCAAGGAUUGCAGCAGAUUCAGUUGGUCCAGCCAGGCCAGAUUCAGAUUCAAGGUGGCCAGGCUGUGCAGGUACAGGGUCAGCAGGGCCAGACCCAACAGAUCAUUAUUCAGCAGCCACAGACUGCGGUUACCGCUGGCCAGACACAGACCCAGCAGCAGAUAGCAGUUCAAGGGCAGCAGGUGGCACAGACAGCAGAAGGCCAGACCAUUGUCUAUCAGCCUGUUAAUGCUGAUGGAACCAUUCUUCAACAAGUUACAGUCCCUGUUACAGGCAUGAUCACCAUCCCAGCAGCCAGUUUGGCAGGAGCACAAAUUGUCCAGGCAGGAGCCAACACCAAUACAACUAGCAGUGGGCAAGGGACUGUAACUGUGACGCUACCAGUUGCUGGAAAUGUGGUCAAUUCAGGUGGAAUGGUUAUGAUGGUACCAGGGGCUGGAUCAGUACCAGCUAUUCAGAGGAUUCCAUUGCCAGGGGCAGAGAUGCUUGAAGAGGAGCCCCUCUAUGUAAAUGCCAAGCAGUACCACCGAAUCCUGAAGAGGAGGCAGGCACGAGCCAAGCUGGAAGCUGAGGGGAAAAUCCCCAAAGAGAGGAGGAAAUACUUGCAUGAGUCUAGACAUCGUCAUGCCAUGGCUAGGAAACGGGGAGAAGGUGGGCGUUUUUUCUCACCGAAGGAAAAGGAUAUGCAGGAUCCAACUCAGGCAAAUGAAGAAGCAAUGACACAAAUGAUCAGAGUAUCCUAACCACUGUCCGAAGGAAAAAGUAACUGAACAAGUUUCCUGUCCCUCUGCAAGCGUGUCCUAUCUUACCAGUGUAUCAAGCAAACCUUCCAAUGGGACAAUGGACAAUCACCAUAUCUUAGCCUACCCUUUUCUAUACAACAAAAACCACCUUUCCAGUAAGUGGUUUGUUUGAGAUUUUAACUGCAGUGGACUCAGCAAAUAGAAAUUGUAGGGACCUUCUUGGUAUACCCGUGUAAUUCAAUGCAGGGGUUUGAAAGUCUGACAACUCAUGCCUUUUACAUUUCUUGAAUUAAGGUUGGCCAACUGACACAGUGAUUAGCAAUAACUUUGGCAUGCUGAAGCAGGGCUAACAGACCAUAGAGAGCCAUGGCCCUUCUGCGGAGGAGUAAUCCAGUUUGUAGCAACCAGAGCUAACAUGGCUACACCACAGUGCUUUGUUUUCCCAGUGGAGUUUUGUUGUUUAUAGCCAGUCCUCACAGCUUUGGACUUCAUUUAUUGACAGCUGAACUGUUCACUUGUAGUUGCAUUUGCCCUUCUGGAACUGUGUAAGAGAACAGAAAGAGGUUCUCUAAGCUCCAUCCUGUAAAAGUAAACAGCAAGCUCGUUCUGGGAAAAGUUCAACCAUCUUGUCAAGUUGUUGUGAAUAUUGCAAGACCUUUACAAGAAUUGAAAUAUUGUAUAUCUGUUCCAAGGAGUAAGAUGGGAGUGGCUCAUUGACACAGAGCUCAGAGUUAAGUAGGGAAAACAACCUUGGCGCUGGUGGCAUGUUGCUAGCAAUGGAUGCAUUGAAAGGAGAAAUCCAGCUGCUGGGAUAAAAAUGAUAAAAAAGUUUGAGAUUCUCUUCUAAAAGAAGUGCAGUGUCUGUUUUUACUCUGCCAGUGCAGAACUUGGUUGCUCCAAAAGAGAUGAAAUCUGGAACCUCAGAAUGGAGGGAUUGACUAUCUCCCAGUGUGGCUGUCUGAGUGUGUUUUAAAUUGCAGAUGGUUCUGUACAGAGCUUUGACCUUAUUCAGGGCGAAGGAUGGCUGCAUCACAACUGGAGCAGAGGCCAGCUCAAUUUGGUGCAUCCUGGUCUAGCUCAAAGACUAUUUAUGUAGUGAGGGCAAACGUUGAUAAUCCCUUCAAGCUUUUUAUGAAAUGUCCUCUCUUAUAAACAUGGCACUUAGAGAAUGAAGGAGGAACGUUUGCUUUUUUUUUUUAGUUCCCUUUUUUUGUGACGACUUUAUGUGGGCAUCUGUUAAAUACCUUGUGAUUAGCCACUAUCGGAUUUUGAACUUGGUCCGUCAUCCUGGCUUUGAAAUUUGGCAAUGGGAUCUGAGGUUUCUAUAGCCUUUUAGCAAGUCAUAUUUAGUUACCUAUUUCCACCCUUACCUCAUCCGCACUUAAGCUGAUCCCCUUUACACAUCUAAGGUGCUGCUGCUGUUUCCAAUUUUUGCUGCUCUGUGUUUUAAAUCUUAAGACUCUAUUGGGUCACCAGAAUUAAGUGUGAUGGGUGAGCCUGAAUGAUGAAAGCAGUGGAGAGGAGAGUCUUCAUGGGUGAAGUAGUGAAGAAGGUGAUUUGGAAAGGCUAGUUACAUUUUAG
Terrapene triunguis (Three-toed box turtle) is the source of this 2843-nucleotide messenger RNA. RefSeq names its product nuclear transcription factor Y subunit alpha. The transcript has 10 exons. Gene Ontology annotation, molecular function: DNA-binding transcription factor activity, RNA polymerase II-specific; RNA polymerase II cis-regulatory region sequence-specific DNA binding. Gene Ontology annotation, cellular component: CCAAT-binding factor complex. The coding region runs from base 228 to 1262 and encodes 344 amino acids. Gene Ontology annotation, biological process: regulation of transcription by RNA polymerase II. The record is from RefSeq and is a predicted model, not a curated record. NCBI's taxonomy places the organism in Eukaryota, Metazoa, Chordata, Testudines, Emydidae.